This is a messenger RNA of Amyelois transitella, 2492 nucleotides long. RefSeq names its product ovoinhibitor-like. Gene Ontology annotation, molecular function: protein binding. NCBI's taxonomy places the organism in Eukaryota, Metazoa, Arthropoda, Insecta, Lepidoptera, Pyralidae. The transcript has a single exon. The coding region runs from base 1 to 2388 and encodes 795 amino acids. The record is from RefSeq and is a predicted model, not a curated record.
AUGCUAAGCUCUGUUUCGUCUGCUGAAUCUUCAACAUAUAUCACUGAUGACACAUAUGAUUCCAACUAUUGUUACGAUAAUGACUUCAAUCCUAUCCAACCAGUAACUUGCCAAUGCAAUUUACUUUAUGAACCUGUUUGUGGUACAGAUGGGAAAACUUACUCAAAUAAGUGUUUCCUAAAAUGCAUCAGCCAUCAUAAUGAGAAAAUUGGCAGACCAUCUAUAUUUGUAAAAAAUAAUGGUGAAUGUCAUCAAGAAACGUGCCACUGCCCAUCGGAUAUAAAAUCAGUCUGUGGCUCUGAUGACAUCACUUACAGCAAUGAAUGCCAAGUUGAUUGCGAGAAUAAAAGGAGAAGAAAAAUAGGAUUGCCUCAAAUCACAGUGGUAGGACGAGGUGUUUGUCCAAAACAAUAUUGUCAUUGUCCCAACGCCAUUAUACCCGUAUGUGGUACUGAUAACAGGAGCUAUAGAAAUAUUUGUUUCCUUGAAUGUGCUAGCAGAUCAAAUCAAGGCAAGGGUCUACCUUAUAUUUCUAUAAAAUCAAACGGUCCAUGUACUAGGGAUCUAUGUGAAUGUCCAUUGAAUUUUGAUCCUAUUUGCGCCAGUGAUGAGAAAACAUACGGAAACUUAUGUCAAUUGCAAUGUGAGAACAGAAGACGCAAUGCCUUAGGAAAGCCUUUACUUAAGGAAUUGCAUAAGGGUGACUGUGAAAAUUGUCAAUGUCCAGCUGUAUCAAACCCGGUGUGUGGUAGCGAUGAAAAAACAUACAAUAGUGAAUGUGAAUUAGCUUGCGAGAACAAGAAGCGCAGAAGACUUGGACAUUCCCACAUUUCUAUAACUCACAAUGGGGAAUGCGGUUCAUGUAGCUGUCCAGCUGUUUCGGACCCUGUAUGUGGACGCGAUGGUAAAACAUAUGAGAACAAAUGUAAACUAGAUUGCGAAAACAGGCGACGAAAACUGCAAGGCGAGUCCGCCAUUACCGUUCUUUAUCAAGGGGAAUGCGAAAUUUGCUUGUGCGCCGCCAAAGUUGAUCCACUUUGUGGAAGCGAUGAAAGAACUUAUGGAAAUGCUUGCGAACUGGACUGUGAAAAUAAGCUAAGGAAAAGACAGGGCCUUCAUCCUAUAACAGUAUUUCAUGAAGGUGAAUGCGGGACCCGUUCUUGUUCGCCAGGCCCAAUUUGUGCAAGCAAUAAUCAAACAUUUGACAAUGAGUGUCUUUUGGAAAAUGAAAACAUCAGACGAGAUAAACAAGGUUUACCACUUCUCAUGACCCUUUACAAAGGUCACUGUGAGACUUGCACAUGUGAAGACAUUGUUGCUCCGGUGUGUGGCAGCGAUGGAAAAACUUAUAACAAUGAAUGUUUGCUAAACUAUGAAAAUAGAAUACGGAAAAGGUCGGGACUUCCUCCAAUAGAACUUCAGUAUAAUGACGAAUGCGUUUCAUGUAUCUGCUCAAAAAUAUAUGAUCCAAUUUGUGGCAGCGAUGAAGAAACUUAUGGCAACCAAUGCCCAUUCGAUUGUGAAAAUAGAAUACGUGAGAAACAAGGGUUACCUCCUCUCUCUAUACUUUACAAGGGCAAGUGUGAAAAAUGUUCUUGUCCUUCAGUUACUGAAACGGUUUGUGGAAGCGAUGAUUCCACUUAUAACAAUGUAUGCCUGUUAGAAUGUGAGAACACUAAACGAAAAAGACAAGGGCUUUCUUCCAUCACACAGAUUUAUGACGGAGAAUGCGAAUCUUGUGUGUGUCCAGCUAUAGAAGAUCCCAUUUGUGGGAGCGAUGGGAAGUCAUAUUCAAACGAAUGUACAUUAAAUUGCGACAACAAGAAACGUAUAAGACAGGGACUUGCUCCCACUAGGCUUCUUUAUCAAGGAGAAUGUGAAAUUUGCUUAUGUCCAGCUACCGUAGAUCCUAUUUGCGGUAGUGACCAAAAAACAUAUUGGAACGAAUGCGAAUACGAAUGUGAGAAUAAGUUACGUGGGAGACAGGGACUCCCAUCAAUUUCAAUAUUGUACAGAGAUGAAUGCGCAACUUGUACAUGUUCUGAAGUUAUAGAUCCAGUGUGUGGGACUAAUAAUGAAUCGUACGACAGUGAAUGUCUCUUAGAAUUUGAAAAUGUCAUACGGGUCAAACAAGGUCUUCCCGUUAUCCAAAUUCUUCAUAAAGGUGAAUGCGAUGACUGUAUAUGUCCGGCUAUUGUAGACCCUGUAUGUGGAAGCGAUGGCAAGACUUAUGAUAACGAAUGCCUGCUAAACUGUGAAAUUAAAAAACAGACGCGCAUUGGCAUUUCCCAUUUGAAAUUGCUUUAUGAUAGCGACUGCAUUUCACGAGAAACUCAUCACUCGCCAAAUGACCCGCAUCAGCUUUCACUUCACGUCGGUUUUCUGUGAUAUCCUGAUUCCAUUCUACGUUAUCUACGAUCUGAUCUGCUAUUUGCUUUAAAAACAUCUUGAUUUUAGGUAUGUUAUUUAUAAAAUGUUUCGUUUAUGUUAUU